AUGGUUUUUUCAUGGAAACAGCGCCAAGAAAGCAUCAUAAAGGAAGCGGAAAAGGACAAAGAACUUGAUAUUGUUGAGAAAAAAGACCUGCUUACUCGACAGAAUGGAGCUAGAAAGAGAGUACUAAAUGAGCUGAUGGAAGAAUGGCUAGAAAAACGCUAUACUAAAGAAAGCCUCCUCAAUCAUCUCGGUCUUUCGCCGGACCUCCCACAGACCGGGCGCGACGUACUUCGUUUCAAAGCAUGGAUGGAGUACGUGAGACUGCUGGCUGAAAAAAACAACAAUCGAAUGAAGGAAAACUUGAGGGCGCAAAGGGUUCGUUACAAAUCGGCGAUGUUCGAGUCUCUGAUCCAUGGAAAUAGAUAUACUUUGGACCAGCUCGAGCAAUUUUCGGAGGAAUUGAAACAAUUGCAGUUCGAUGGGGAUAAAAAAUUGGCCAAGGAAUUAGCCGAGUGGUGCAAAAAGAAGAACGAGGAAAAGAAAGGUCCAGGAAAAAAUACAUCGACUUCUCUGGAUGCUCAAGGUAAACUAAAACAAAAUAAGCGGAAAAGGAAUAUGUAA
Peronospora farinosa is the source of this 561-nucleotide messenger RNA. NCBI's taxonomy places the organism in Eukaryota, Oomycota, Peronosporomycetes, Peronosporales, Peronosporaceae. The record is from the annotation of a GenBank genome assembly.